AUGCCGUUCACUGCUGGGGACAUUUGCAAGAUCAUUUUCGCGAUCAUUCUCCCUCCUGUUGGUGUUUUUAUGGAGCGAGGAUGCGGAGGUGAUUUUUGGAUGAAUUUGUUUCUGACAAUUCUAUUCUUCGUUCCUGGUCUCAUUCAUGCCUUAUACAUCAUUCUGAAAUAUUAG
Fusarium redolens is the source of this 174-nucleotide messenger RNA. RefSeq lists its product as uncharacterized. The transcript is spliced from 3 exons. The record is from RefSeq and is a predicted model, not a curated record. Gene Ontology annotation, cellular component: membrane. The coding region runs from base 1 to 174 and encodes 57 amino acids. Lineage: Eukaryota; Fungi; Ascomycota; Sordariomycetes; Hypocreales; Nectriaceae.